Messenger RNA from Exophiala xenobiotica, 8271 nucleotides. RefSeq lists its product as uncharacterized. Gene Ontology annotation, biological process: secondary metabolite biosynthetic process; fatty acid biosynthetic process. The coding region runs from base 1 to 8271 and encodes 2756 amino acids. The transcript has 2 exons. NCBI's taxonomy places the organism in Eukaryota, Fungi, Ascomycota, Eurotiomycetes, Chaetothyriales, Herpotrichiellaceae. The record is from RefSeq and is a predicted model, not a curated record. Gene Ontology annotation, molecular function: oxidoreductase activity; fatty acid synthase activity; phosphopantetheine binding.
AUGAAACCAGAACCCAUUGCCGUCGUGGGCUUCAGCUUCCGUUUGCCAGGAGGUGCGGACAAUGUGGACAAAUUGUGGGAAAUUCUGGUCAACGGCGAGCAAGUCUGGACAGACGUCCCCGAGAGUCGGUAUAACUGGAGAGCAUUCUAUCACCCUAGUCCAGAGGCAAGAGGGACACACAAUGCUCGGGGUGGGUUCUUCCUCAAACAGGAUAUCUCGAAUUUCGAUGCGAAGUUCUUCGCCAUAUCGGACGCGGAAGCAGCUGCAAUGGAUCCACAACAGCGACUGCUGUUAGAGGUGUCGUAUGAGGCUUUAGAGAAUGCCGGGAUGCCCGUCGAGGAUGUGCGAGGAUCUCAGACUGGCGUUUAUAUUGCGCUGGUUAGUAGGGACUAUGACAGACAGAUAUACAAAGACCCAAGCCAAAUCCCGAAGCACCACUUGACCGGGUGUGGAGAUGCAACAGCCUGUGGCAGGGUCUCGUAUGUCUUUGAUUUCAGAGGUCCCUCUAUGACGAUCGACACGGGCUGUUCUGGCGGCAUGGUUGGGGUUCAUCUUGCUUGUCAGGCGCUUCGUCUGGGCGAGGCAAAUAUGGCAUUGGUUGGUGGAGCAAACAUUUUGCUCAGCCCCGACAUGACAAUAGCAAUGAGCAAUCUCCAUAUGGUGAAUGAGAAUGGCCGCUGCUAUCCCUUUGAUAGCCGCGGAGCCGGUUACGGUCGAGCUGAAGGAGUCGCUGUGGUGGUUCUGAAGAGGCUCGAGGAUGCCCGCCGUGACGGCGACGCAAUCCGAGCCGUAAUUCUAAAUUCCGGCAUCGGGCAAGACGGCAAGACGAAUGGAAUAUUGUCUCCAAACGCUGGCGCACAGCGUGAUCUGGCGAGUGCAUUGUACAAACAAGUCGACCUCGACCCUCAGGAUGUUGGAUAUGUGGAGAUGCAUGGCACAGGGACAGCCGCUGGCGAUUCUGCAGAAAUCAAGUCAAUCCGCGACGUCUUCAUUGGCGACGGAUUGAGCAGACGUGAGCCGCUCAUAGUGGGCUCGGUUAAAGCCAAUCUUGGCCAUUCAGAAAGCACGAGUGGCUUAUCCGGCCUGAUCAGCGCAGUCUUGUCGUUGGAAAGAGGUCGCAUACCGCCAGUUGCGGCGUUGCGGACGCUCAAAGCAGAGGUCGCCGAGGUGGUGGCGGAUGGUACAAUUAUGAUUCCGCGGACUGCGUCUGACUGGCCGUCUAAUGUACCACGUCGAGCUAGCAUAAACAGCUUCGGGUUCGGAGGCACAAAUGCACACCUCAUCCUGGAGGGCUAUUCGACAGUAGCGCUCGAUCCAGAGAGCCGUGGUGUUAUGGCACCUUGUACCCAUCUGAAUGGUUUCGCAAAGGGCAACGGCUUCCAUGACCACAAGCCGGAGCAGAAAGUAAGCCUCCGUGACACAAAUGGAACAAAGGCCGAAUACCAGCAGCAUGAAUUGAUGCAACCUCGAGACUUCAAGUAUGACUUCCCUGCAAACGACGGCGACGGACCGCACCUCUUUGUAAUUUCAGCGAAAUCCAAGGAGUCCCUGAAAGCCAGCAUUGAGGGUUUGCGCGCUUGGAUUAAAACGAAAGAAAACCAAGCCCGUGCGCUCAGUCGGUUGUCAAGGACCCUAAUCACGAGGCGUUCGGUCUUCAGCUGGCGAGCAAGUAUUGUUGGGACGACAUCAGCAGAGGUGGCAUUCGGGCUCAGCAGCGUCCGUCUAAACAAGGCUCCCCAAAAGUCGGAAGUGGUGUUGUUGUUCACAGGCCAGGGCGCGCAGUAUGCCACUAUGGGCAGAGAGCUCCUUGGGCUGAGCGAGGUUUUCACUUCCUCGCUCCAUAAGUCGCAAGAGGUUCUGCACAGCCUAGGUGCUUCAUGGAACCUCAUAGAAGAGCUUCUGAAGCCAGAAUCCGAGUCUCGGAUCAACACCAGUCAUAUUUCGCAGCCUGCGACGACGGCCAUUCAGAUUGCUCUAGUGACUCUAUUGGAUCGAAUAGGCGUACAGCCAGCAGCCGUACUCGGCCACUCAAGUGGGGAGGUUACUGCUGCUUUUGCCGCUGGCAUGAUUGACCAAGAGGCUGCUCUAAAAAUCUCAUAUCGCAAAGCCUUUGUCGCUCAAUGGUGUCGAGGGGUCAUCAACGGGAAGGGCGCCAUGCUGGCAGUCGGCUUAGGCGAGCAAGCCGUCUCCAAGUAUCUUGACAGUAUUGUCUCUGGUAAGAUUGUCGUCGCCUGCGUCAACAGCCCGUCAAGUGUGACAAUCUCUGGCGACGAAAAGGCGGUUGUUGACCUAAAGUUGCUUCUGGACCAAGACGCCGUAUUUAACCGACGCCUCAAAGUGGACGUCGCAUAUCACUCGCACCACAUGCUCUUAAUAGCCGACAGGUUCGAGGAUUCCCUUCACGGGCUAAGUGCAACAAAGCCAAUCCGAGCAACAAAAUUCUUUUCUUCAACGACUGGUGACGCGUAUCACGGGGCCCCAGGUCCGUCAUAUUGGGUCGACAAUCUGGUUUCGAAAGUGCGUUUCUCUGAAGGUCUCGAGCGACUCGUGUCAGUAUAUGGGGGAGGCAACACAAAUCUAUCAUUCAUCGAGGUCGGACCCCACAGCGCUUUGGAAGGUCCUCUCCGCCAGUUCAUGACCACAGCCACCGAGUCAAAUAAAUGGACCUACUCGCCGUCGCUCGUACGGAACCGUGAUGCUUCGCAGGCAAUACUUGAGCUCGGCGGCCGACUCUGGGAGCAGGGUGUUUCUGUGGACCUAUGCAAGGUGAUUACUUUGUACCACGAUGGACAGCCUCGGGGAUUUGAAAUGAUCAAUGAUCUCCCUGCGUAUUCGUGGGACCAUACAAAGGUACACUGGCACGAGUCUCGACUCAGCAGGGAAUACCGCCACAGGAAGCCAGCCCCUCACGAUUUGCUGGGCCUCCGCCUCCCCGGGACCACAAACAUCGAACCGGUCUUUCGUCUGAUACUAAGCGUGGACGAAAUGCCGUGGCUUAGGCAGCACAUGAUUGACGGCUUUGCUCUCUACCCGGGUUCUGCUUUCCUUGUGCAUGCAAUUCAAGGACUCAAGCAAGUGACCGAUGGCUCCAAGGAGGUACGCGAAAUUUACCGAUAUCACUUCAAAGACGUGUACUUCACGAAGUCGAUCGUGAUGCCUGAUCCACCAGCAACUGUUGAAUUGUUGAUCAGCCUGAGGCCAAGCGAAGAGGUUGUUGGGAGACUUGGUAUAAUAUGGUACCACUUCCGCGUGACGUCGCAUGCAGCCGAUGACACCUGGAAUGACAACUGCCACGGCCUUGUUGGAUAUGAGCAUGCGUCGGAACCAGUUCUUGCUGAUCAGGACUGGAUAUCAAGCCGUAUCGCGCGCCAGAUGCGUGCAGCCACAGAGAAAUGCACGCAGCAGAUGCCGACUUCCGAACUCUAUGAGUGCCUGCGUAGAAAUGGGGUUGAUUAUGGCGACAAGUUCUCCAUCAUCGAGAGCCUGAAGAUAGGCCAAUGGAUGGCCUUUGGCGAGGUUGUAGUGCCUGAUAUUGCAGAGUGCAUGCCUUCGCAAUUCAUGCAACCGCAUGUGAUCCAUCCAGCGACCUUUGAUGCUUUCAUGCACAUUGCUUUGCCAUUGUACCAUCGCUUUUGCUGCGAAGGUCCAGUGAUGCUGACUUCAAUCAAAGAAGGCUCGAUCGCAGCCAACAUACUGAACAAGCCCAACGAUAGCAUCACAGUGGUGUGCGAGUUGAAAGGAAGCGGUCACAAGUCCGGACGCGCGGAUGUCUCAAUCUUGCAAGAAGGCGAGAAUGGGCAAUUGAUCGAGGUUGGAUGUCUGAAGGGCGAAGAGUUUCGGAGCAUCGGUGAAGGAGUUUCCUCCGCGCCUCGUCACAAAACAACGACAGCCAUAAGCUGCAGCAUCGACUGGGUCCCAGCAGGGACGGCAGCUGCAGUCCAUCAGCAGCAGCUGGGGCAAAAACUGCAGCUUUUGCUGUUAGUUCAGAAUGAGCAGAUACGUGGGAUUCUUGCGAACGCCACCGAACUGCUGCGCCAACAUGCCGAAGUACAAGUCCCCCUUUUGGAGCUGGGAGUCCGGGGUCCAGGCGAAGACUCGGUUCAAGUAAUCGUGACGGACGAAGUCGCACCUGAGCAAUUGGCAUCAAGAGUAUUGAUGAACGGCACUCGGAGUCAACACGUCUUAUGGUGUGACAUCUCCCAGGAUACAAAUCAGGUACCGCAGCCAUUGGCACCUAAUAUGCUGCAACGGCAAGGUGCAAAUCUUGUGUUGCUGAGAUACGCUGAUCCGAUCACAAGCGCUGAGGCUUUCGCCGAGACAAUGUUAGAGGUGAUCCACAGGUCACUUCUCAGGCCAGAAGAUCAAAUCGCUAGAGAUUAUAGGUACGAAUAUCGAGAGGGGAGGUUGCUGGUCCCAAGGCUGCGCCAGCACGAUGCGUCCACGCGCAGAAUCAGAGCGAGCUUUGGAGAGGAGCUUGAAGAGGUGGGCAAGCUGCAUGGCGAGCAUGCUUUGACAUUAGACUUCAGAGUUCCCGGCCUGUUGAGCAGCGCACGUUUCGUGCCGAACAAAACCGCGGAGAGUCCUCCCGCACCUGACGAGCUUAAAGUCAAGAUAUACGCACAUGCUGUCAAUACCAGCCACGUCGCAGUUGCCAUGGGACGAGCGAGCCCUUCAAACUCAAUGACAGGAGAAUUUGCGGGAGUAGUCGUCGAGGUUGGAGCUGAUCUCCAGUUACAAUACAAAUUCGGCGACCGCGUCUGUGGGUUGGGAGCACCGCCAUUCGCUAACACCGCCAAAGUGCAUCAUGAGUUCGUGCAACCAAUCGAGGAUUCUAUAUCUUUCGAGCAAGGCGCAGCUGUUCCGCAGGCCUUCGUGAUCGCAUAUCACGCCCUGAUGAAUAUCGCCCAACUAGAGAAGUCGCACUGCAUCCUCAUACUCGGUGGCGCUGGAGCUGUGGGACAAGCGGCUAUAUCCAUUGCUCAAAACCUUGAGGCCGAUAUCCUUGCCACUGUAGCAAGCCAGCAAGAAGCACAUCUGCUGACCGAGGCGCAGGGUUUGAGUCAACAUUGCAUAGCCUUGCACAGGACAUGGGCUUUCCGGGAGCAUCUUGAGCACCAAUUAGGUGGACGAGGUAUCGACGUCGUCCUGAAUUGCGCUUCCAGAGACCUUGUUGAUGCAAUCAAGCCGUUUCUAGCAGAUCCAGCAGUCAUCGUCGACGCUGGAUUGUCUGGGGAUCAGUUCUCGUUGCCACACCUCGAUAAGGACAUUCUGUACUCUUCCCUCAGCAUGGAGUCUUUGAAGACAAAGAAGCCUAUGAAGUUGCGAGAUGCUUUCAUGAAGGCAAUGGCGAUGUACAAAUCAGGCUCGAUCACGAAGCCUAGUACGAUCUCCCUACCUGUUACGGAACUUGAGAAGGCCUUCAGACUUGUCAAUACCCAGCAAUGCGUUGGCAAAGUGAUCUUGACUGUGGAAGAAAAUGUUGCUGUCCGGCAAGUCUUAUCGUCGCCAUCAGUAGUGGGGACUCUCAGACCCAACGCGUGCUACGCUGUCAUUGGUGGCACUGACAUGAUCAACAGGAGUCUUUGUGGUUUUCUUGCAGACUGUGGUGCAGCAAAGAUCAUAAGCAUCGUUUACAACAAUGGCGAUCAAGGCCGGCAAACCAAAAUAUUGGGUUGCGAGCAGGACUUGAGUCCCUGUUGCGAAUGGCUUCAGAUCGACGUCGGAGACCACGUGCAAGCGGAAGCAGCACUUGUGUCAUAUCGUGGGAGGUUGGCGGGUAUAAUAAACAUUGAGCCAACAACGCUGAAUGCAGAUGGUCAGGGCCCAAUGAAUAGGUUCGACACGCAGCACUGCAGUCCUUUUGUUCAGCAAGCCGGAGCAAGUCAGGCUCUGGACUUCAUGAUCACGAUAUCGCAGCAUCCACUGACUUCAGGGGCGGCCGUGAGAUCAAUGCAGCAUUUGUGCCCCACAAAUGUGAGGUUGGAUGGUCUCCCACGACACCAGAUGCGGGAGCAUGUGCUGCGGGUACCCUUCAUAGCCGACUCGUUCGAGGACAACCUGCUUCCGUCCGCCCAGGGCACCUCAAGACUACCCCAGGAACUCGCUGCGUUGCUCGAGUAUUGUCUGAGUACUGCGGAGGGGAGCGCCAGACCGCUGGAACUUGUCAUGAUUCGACGCGGACAAAUCCAGCCAGACGAAAGCAAUGCCAUCUUCAGUGACCUCCCACAAGUCGCGGCAACGUCAGGCUCUGGCUCAAACGGCCCACAGCUCUCCACGUUGAACGAAAGCUUGGCUUUAAACAACAACCCUGGAGCAGUAAGGAAGCUGGUCGAGGGAGCGGUGUGCGAGCAGCUUGCCACCUUCUGUGCUGUUGAUUGCGAAGACAUACGCCUCGACUCUCCCAUUGCAGACAUUGGAUUGGACUCGCUGUUGGCGAUAGAGUUUAAGAAUUGGGUUGUGCGCACACUGCAAGCGCCAAUGCAGACCACGGAAAUUCUGGAUGCGUCAAGCCUGCAUGAUCUCAUAAAUCUUAUCAUCCUGCGCUCGAAGCUCAUUAAUCAUGAGAUCGCCAACAAUGGUACCGCGGUCAUGAAUGGGCACAAGCUGAGGGCUUCUCCAUGCCCGCCCGCUCAUGAGAACGGUCUUCCACUUGAAGUCGAAGCUCAGCCAUUGCCACCUCCUUUGCCGUUACCGAAGCUCAGUGACUUAGUGGAGAAGCACCUGUCCGGUGUGCGACCCUUUGCUUCGAACGAAGAAUACGGGCGUACCCAGCGCCUGGCUCAAGAUUUUCAAGCAGAAGGGGGGUUGGGCGUCCGCCUCUAUGAGCGAAUGGAGGGAAUGAAAGCGGAUGAUCCGGAGAACUGGUACCACGAUCUGUUCCUGAACAACCAGUACCUGUCGCGCAAGGGCCCAUUAGCACCGUACAUGCUGUUCUUCUUCACACAUCCGCAGAGCCAAGUGCAGCAUACGCAAGCAGACCGCGCAGCACUGAUUGCAUCCACGCUGAUUGAAUACAAGAGAAACCUGGAUAACGGCGUCAUCAAGCCACGACAUAUGAACGAGCAACCGUUAUGCAUGGAUCUGUACAAGAACUUGUUCAAUGCUUGUCGGCAACCGAAAACAGGACUGGACGCUUUCGCACGCCACCCAGCGAACGACUUCUUCGUGGUUCUGAGAAAGGGACACAUAUAUCGAGUUGAUUACGGUGGCCUGCCUGUCGGCAACACGUUUGCUUCGCUUGAAGCCACCUUCACAAAAAUCUUGAAGUCUGGCUCAACAGACAUUGAUUGGCUUGGUAUACUGUCGGGCGAGCAUCGGACUUCUUGGGCUAGAAACUAUCAGGCCUUCGUCGAGAACAGCAACCAGAAUGCGAAUUACAUGCGCACAAUUCAGGCUUCCGCUUUCAUCAUUUGUUUGGACGACGGCUCCCCGGAAACUGCGGAAGAGCGAGCACGCCAGAUCCACUUCGGAGACGGAUCAAAUCGAUGGUUUGAUAAAAGCGUCGAGUAUAUCGUAUGUUCAAAUGGUGUUUCCGGCAUGUUGGCCGAUCACACAGGUCUCGAUGCGCCAACCGUAGCGGACAUCAACUUGGCAAUAGCCGCCGCCAUACAGAAUCAUGAGCCGAGCACCGUCAAGAGAAACGGCCACGGCAUGUCAGUCGAAAAAGUCGAGCAUACUGGGUUUGAUGGAUUUGACUCCAAUGUGCAUCGUGUGAUGACAUGGUACCACAAGACGAUCGCCAUACGGCGUCAUUUUUUCACGUCAUUUGACUUGGGUUCGACUUUCAUGAGGGAGCACAAAGUGGCUCCCAACAGCGGCUACCAGCUUAUCGUCCAACUGGCUUCUCGAUACUUCUUCGGGUAUUUGCCAUCAUGCUGGGAGACCGUCUUACAGACAAUCUUCCACAAAGGCCGAGUCGAGAUCAAUCAAGUCGUUACCGUAGAAGUUGCAGAUUUUGUGCAGGCCGUAACAGAUGGUAGAGAGCCGUUGUCUGUCUGCAAGCGGAAGUUCACCGAAGCAGCUCGAAGGCAUGCAGGGAACAUCCUAGCCGUUACCAGAUCGGGGGGUUCCGAUCGUUUCCUCUCUCUACUCCGAGAGAUCAGCAAGGAUGGCGAAGAAGAUCCGGAAUUGUACAAAGAUCCGGCGUAUAUGCGCUCCCGCCCAAGAAAGAUCAUGAGCAGUUGCUUCAAGACGCAUAUGGCAGAGAAUGGCUGCGUUCAACGGGACGAUGACUCGAUUUGGCUGCAUUUUGAGGUUGAUGCUGAUAGGUGA